Messenger RNA from Amblyraja radiata (thorny skate), 1504 nucleotides. Its product is annotated as tubulin gamma-1 chain-like. Lineage: Eukaryota; Metazoa; Chordata; Chondrichthyes; Rajiformes; Rajidae. Bases 33 to 677 code for a protein of 214 amino acids. The transcript is spliced from 4 exons. Gene Ontology annotation, biological process: microtubule nucleation; cytoplasmic microtubule organization. Gene Ontology annotation, cellular component: microtubule; gamma-tubulin complex. The record is from RefSeq and is a predicted model, not a curated record.
UUUGUGAUUUGUUUUCAUAGGUGUCCACAAUCAUGUCUGCAAGUACCACCACACUCCGGUACCCAGGCUAUAUGAAUAAUGAUCUAAUUGGACUGAUUGCUUCCCUUAUUCCCACUCCAAGGCUUCAUUUUCUCAUGACUGGCUAUACUCCGCUUACGACAGAUCAAUCAGUGGCAAGUAUACGUAAAACUACAGUCCUGGAUGUCAUGCGAAGACUGUUGCAACCAAAGAAUGUGAUGGUGUCCACUGGCAGAGACAGGCAAACUAACCACUGUUACAUUGCCAUCCUCAACAUUAUCCAAGGAGAAGUGGGCCCUACUCAGGUCCAUAAAAGUCUGCAAAGAAUACGAGAGCGAAAAUUGGCCAACUUCAUACCGUGGGGACCAGCCAGUAUUCAGGUGGCAUUGUCACGGAAGUCUCCAUACCUGCCAUCAGCUCACCGUGUCAGUGGGCUUAUGAUGGCCAAUCAUACCAGCAUCUCCUCAUUGUUUGAAAGAACCAGCAGACAGUAUGAUAAACUCAGAAAAAGAGAAGCAUUCUUAGAACAAUUUCGCAAAGAGGACAUAUUUAAGGAGAGUUUUGAUGAACUGGAUAAUUCCCGGGAGAUUGUCCAGCAGUUAAUUGAUGAAUAUCACGCUGCAACUCGCCCCGACUACAUUUCCUGGGGUACACAGUAGCAGUGACACAGACUGCUGCUUGCUGAGGGUUUACCGCUGCACAUUCCAUCAUUAUAUGCUGAUAAGUCGACUCUAUUAACAUUUCUGUUUAUCCUUUGUGAAGUGACUAACUGGAAUAUGGUGAAUAUGCAGGAUAGCCAGGCUUAGACCUGCAGGCUCCUGUGCGAAAUGAACAUCUUGGCUGAAUAUCUCCGCCCUGUUCCUUCCCUAGACAUGUUUUAAGGAAGAUUCCAGGUGACAACUAGUGAUGGAGACAUUGAUCAGAAAGUUUAGUUGUAUGACUGUUCGUUCAGGUCAGUGAUUCAGCAACAUAACUGCACAUUUGAUUGUCAUGUUGGUGUGAGCCUGGAGUCGCCCCAGUGAGUUAGUAUAUAGUGUGCAGUCAAACCCUUGUGGUAACAGGUCAUUGACUAUUCCCACAGUUCGGGAAAUACUUCCACUCACAACAGUUUAUUGUAAAAUGAACCAUUUUUGGUAAAAGUCUUUCCCCUUCAUUUUAAUCCACAAUUGGAUAGUUUAAUUUGUAAAUGUACCAUUUAUUUUAAUAUUGGAUUAGUUUUAUAAAUGUUGUGCAGUAGUAGUAUCUGGCCUUGUACUGGUGGGUGAGCAAGGCAUCCAUUGCCUGCUAUUGUAACUAUUUGCCUGCUUGAUCACUCGAUCAGUAGAUGUUGCUUCUCCUGCCAUGUCCAACACCUGUCUGCUCACUUAACCAAGCACUCAGAUUAGUAAAUGCUUCAGGAAAUUACAAUUCUGCUCAUUUAGGCUAACAUUGGCUAGUGUUUUACUUUGGUCACCAUUUUUUGGGUUUCCGGGUAGUGCUAAAAUGU